ACGGCCCCGGCGGCCGGGCCGACAUCCCCGCGGCGUCCCUCCGCUAGAGGGGGGGACCAAGCCAAUUCUCCUUUGCAGCAAAAAAAUUACAUGUAUAUAUUAUCAGGAUAAUAUAUACAUCUGAUCUUAUUUUUUAGAAAAAGUUUAUUUUGCUCCGAUUUUGAAAAAGAGGGAGCGUGGGUGGCCAGCGGUUUUUUAUAAAUUAUUCUUAUUUUCUGUUAUCUGUCCCCGUCCCUCCCCACCCCCUGCUGAAGCUUGACUAAGGGCAGGGACCGCGGCUCUCACCUAUCGGUCACCCCCUUACCCGUUCCUCCCCCGCCCCAACGCCUAGCACAGUGCCCUGCACACAGUAGGCGCUCAAUAAAUGUUCGUGGAUGAUGAUGAUGAUGAUGAUGAAAAAAAUGCAGCAUCAACGGCAGCAGCAAGCGGACCACGCGAACGAGGCAAACUAUGCAAGAGGCACCAGGCUCCCUCUUUCUGGUGAAGGACCAACUUCUCAGCCGAAUAGCUCCAAGCAAACCGUCCUGUCUUGGCAAGCUGCAAUCGACGCUGCUAGACAGGCCAAGGCUGCCCAAACUAUGAGCACCUCCGCACCCCCACCUGUCGGAUCUCUCUCCCAAAGAAAACGUCAGCAAUACGCCAAGAGCAAAAAACAGGGUAACUCGUCCAACAGCCGACCUGCCCGUGCCCUUUUCUGUUUGUCUCUCAAUAACCCCAUCCGAAGAGCCUGCAUUAGUAUAGUGGAAUGGAAACCAUUUGACAUAUUUAUAUUAUUGGCUAUUUUUGCCAAUUGUGUGGCCUUAGCUAUUUACAUCCCAUUCCCUGAAGAUGAUUCUAAUUCAACAAAUCAUAACUUGGAAAAAGUAGAAUAUGCCUUCCUGAUUAUUUUUACAGUCGAAACAUUUUUGAAGAUUAUAGCAUAUGGAUUAUUGCUGCAUCCUAAUGCUUAUGUUAGGAAUGGAUGGAAUUUACUGGAUUUUGUUAUAGUCAUAGUAGGAUUGUUUAGUGUAAUUUUGGAACAAUUAACCAAAGAAACAGAAGGCGGUAACCACUCCAGUGGCAAAUCAGGAGGCUUUGACGUCAAAGCCCUCCGCGCCUUUCGAGUGUUACGACCACUUCGACUAGUAUCAGGAGUGCCCAGUUUACAAGUUGUCCUGAACUCCAUUAUAAAAGCCAUGGUUCCCCUCCUUCACAUAGCCCUUUUGGUAUUAUUUGUAAUCAUAAUCUAUGCUAUUAUAGGAUUGGAGCUUUUUAUUGGAAAAAUGCACAAAACAUGUUUUUUUGCUGACUCAGAUAUGGUGGCUGAAGAGGACCCAGCGCCGUGUGCGUUCUCAGGGAAUGGACGCCAGUGCACCGCCAAUGGCACGGAGUGUAGGAGUGGCUGGGUUGGCCCCAAUGGCGGCAUCACCAACUUUGACAACUUUGCCUUUGCCAUGCUCACUGUGUUUCAGUGCAUCACCAUGGAGGGCUGGACAGACGUGCUCUACUGGAUGAAUGAUGCUAUGGGAUUUGAAUUGCCCUGGGUGUAUUUUGUCAGUCUCGUCAUCUUUGGGUCAUUUUUCGUACUAAAUCUUGUGCUUGGUGUAUUGAGCGGAGAGUUCUCGAAGGAAAGGGAGAAAGCAAAAGCACGGGGAGACUUCCAGAAGCUCCGGGAGAAGCAGCAGCUGGAAGAGGAUCUUAAGGGCUACUUGGACUGGAUCACCCAAGCAGAAGACAUUGAUCCUGAGAACGAAGAAGAAGGAGGGGAGGAGAGCAAACGGAAUACCAGCAUGCCCACCAGUGAGACGGAGUCUGUGAACACAGAGAACGUGAGCGGAGAAGGCGAGAACCGAGGCUGCUGCGGGAGUCUCUGGUGCUGGUGGAGAAGAAGAGGCACUGCCAAGGCCGGGCCCUCUGGGUGUCGGCGCUGGGGUCAAGCCAUCUCAAAGUCCAAGCUCAGCCGCCGCUGGCGCCGCUGGAACCGAUUCAGUCGCAGAAGGUGUAGGGCUGCCGUGAAGUCCGUCACGUUUUACUGGCUGGUCAUUGUCCUGGUGUUUCUCAACACCUUAACCAUUUCCUCCGAGCACUACAACCAGCCUGACUGGUUGACACAGAUUCAAGAUAUCGCUAACAAAGUCCUCUUGGCUCUGUUCACCUGUGAGAUGCUGGUCAAAAUGUACAGCUUGGGUCUCCAGGCGUACUUUGUCUCUCUCUUCAAUCGGUUUGAUUGCUUCGUGGUGUGUGGCGGAAUUACCGAGACGAUCCUGGUGGAACUGGAAAUCAUGUCUCCCCUGGGCAUCUCUGUGUUCCGCUGUGUGCGGCUCUUGAGAAUUUUCAAAGUGACCAGGCACUGGACCUCCCUGAGCAACUUGGUGGCAUCCUUGUUAAACUCCAUGAAGUCUAUCGCUUCGCUGCUGCUUCUGCUUUUUCUCUUCAUCAUCAUCUUCUCCUUGCUGGGGAUGCAGCUGUUUGGUGGCAAGUUUAAUUUUGACGAAACACAAACCAAGCGGAGCACCUUCGAUAAUUUCCCACAAGCGCUUCUCACAGUGUUCCAGAUCCUGACAGGCGAAGACUGGAAUGCUGUGAUGUAUGACGGUAUCAUGGCAUACGGGGGCCCAUCAUCUUCUGGAAUGAUCGUCUGCAUCUACUUCAUCAUCCUCUUCAUUUGCGGUAACUAUAUUCUACUGAAUGUCUUCUUGGCCAUUGCAGUAGACAAUUUGGCUGAUGCUGAAAGUUUGAAUACUGCUCAGAAGGAGGAAGCUGAAGAAAAGGAAAGGAAAAAGAUUGCCAGAAAAGAAAGUCUGGAAAAUAAAAAGAACAACAAACCAGAAGUCAACCAGAUAGCCAACAGUGACAACAAGGUUACCAUCGACGACUACAGAGAAGAGGAUGAGGACAAGGACCCCUACCCACCCUGUGAUGUGCCAGUAGGUGAAGAGGAAGAGGAGGAGGAAGAGGAUGAACCCGAGGUUCCUGCUGGCCCCCGUCCUCGCAGAAUCUCUGAGUUGAACAUGAAAGAGAAAAUCGCCCCCAUCCCGGAAGGGAGUGCUUUCUUCAUUCUUAGCAAGACCAACCCGAUCCGCGUGGGCUGCCACAAGCUCAUCAACCACCACAUCUUCACCAACCUCAUCCUCGUCUUCAUCAUGCUGAGCAGCGCCGCCCUCGCCGCUGAGGACCCCAUCCGCAGCCACUCCUUCCGGAACACUAUACUGGGUUACUUUGACUAUGCUUUCACAGCCAUCUUUACUGUUGAAAUCCUGUUGAAGAUGACGACCUUUGGCGCUUUCCUCCACAAAGGCGCUUUCUGCAGGAACUACUUCAACUUACUGGAUAUGCUGGUCGUUGGGGUGUCUUUGGUGUCAUUUGGGAUCCAAUCCAGUGCCAUCUCUGUUGUGAAGAUUCUGAGGGUCCUAAGGGUCCUGAGGCCACUCAGGGCCAUCAACAGAGCGAAAGGACUUAAGCACGUGGUCCAGUGUGUCUUCGUGGCCAUCCGGACGAUUGGCAACAUCAUGAUCGUCACCACGCUCCUCCAGUUCAUGUUCGCCUGCAUUGGGGUCCAGCUCUUCAAGGGAAAGUUCUAUCGCUGCACAGACGAAGCCAAAAGUAACCCCGAAGAAUGCAGGGGCCUCUUCAUCCUCUACAAGGAUGGGGAUGUUGAUAGUCCUGUGGUCCGUGAGAGGAUCUGGCAAAACAGCGAUUUCAACUUUGACAACGUCCUCUCGGCUAUGAUGGCUCUGUUCACGGUCUCCACGUUCGAGGGCUGGCCUGCGUUGCUGUACAAAGCCAUCGACUCGAAUGGAGAGAAUGUGGGCCCCAUCUACAACUACCGCGUGGAGAUCUCCAUCUUCUUCAUCAUCUACAUCAUCAUCGUUGCAUUCUUCAUGAUGAACAUCUUCGUGGGCUUCGUCAUCGUCACGUUUCAAGAGCAGGGAGAGAAAGAGUAUAAGAACUGUGAGCUGGACAAAAAUCAGCGUCAGUGUGUUGAAUACGCCUUGAAGGCACGUCCGCUGCGGAGAUACAUUCCCAAAAACCCCUACCAGUACAAGUUCUGGUACGUGGUGAACUCCUCGCCUUUCGAAUACAUGAUGUUUGUCCUCAUCAUGCUCAACACACUCUGCUUGGCCAUGCAGCACUACGAGCAGUCCAAGAUGUUUAAUGACGCCAUGGACAUCCUGAACAUGGUCUUCACCGGGGUGUUCACUGUCGAGAUGGUUUUGAAAGUCAUUGCAUUUAAGCCUAAGGGGUACUUUAGUGACGCCUGGAACACCUUUGACUCCCUCAUCGUAAUCGGCAGCAUUGUAGACGUGGCCCUCAGCGAAGCCGACCACUAUUUCACUGAUGCAUGGAACACUUUUGAUGCCUUAAUUGUUGUUGGUAGCGUCGUUGAUAUUGCUAUAACUGAAGUGAAUCCAACUGAAAGUGAAAAUGUCCCUGUCCCAACCGCUACACCUGGGAACUCUGAAGAGAGCAAUAGAAUCUCCAUCACCUUUUUCCGUCUUUUCCGAGUGAUGCGAUUGGUGAAGCUUCUCAGCAGAGGGGAAGGCAUCCGGACACUGCUGUGGACUUUUAUUAAGUCCUUCCAGGCGCUCCCAUAUGUCGCCCUUCUCAUCGCCAUGCUGUUCUUCAUCUACGCGGUCAUCGGCAUGCAGAUGUUUGGGAAAGUGGCCAUGAGAGAUAACAACCAGAUCAACAGGAACAACAAUUUCCAGACCUUUCCCCAGGCGGUGCUGCUGCUCUUCAGGUGUGCGACAGGGGAGGCCUGGCAGGAAAUCAUGCUAGCCUGCCUCCCGGGGAAGCAGUGCGACCCCGACUCGGAUUACAACCCUGGGGAGGAGUACACAUGUGGGAGCAACUUCGCCAUCGUUUAUUUCAUCAGUUUUUACAUGCUCUGUGCAUUUCUGAUCAUCAACCUCUUCGUGGCUGUCAUCAUGGACAAUUUUGAUUAUCUCACCCGGGACUGGUCUAUUUUGGGGCCUCACCAUUUAGACGAAUUCAAACGGAUCUGGUCUGAGUAUGACCCUGAGGCAAAGGGAAGGAUCAAGCAUCUGGACGUGGUCACUCUGCUCCGCCGCAUCCAGCCUCCCCUGGGCUUCGGGAAGCUGUGUCCACACCGGGUAGCCUGCAAGAGACUGGUUGCUAUGAACAUGCCACUCAACAGUGAUGGGACAGUCAUGUUUAAUGCAACUCUGUUUGCUCUGGUUCGAACGGCUCUUAAAAUCAAGACUGAAGGGAACCUGGAACAAGCUAAUGAAGAACUCCGAGCUGUGAUCAAGAAAAUUUGGAAGAAAACCAGCAUGAAACUCCUUGACCAAGUUGUCCCUCCAGCCGGUGAUGAUGAGGUAACCGUGGGGAAGUUCUAUGCCACUUUCCUGAUACAGGACUACUUUAGGAAAUUCAAGAAACGGAAAGAACAAGGACUGGUGGGAAAAUACCCCGCGAAGAACAGCACAAUUGCCCUACAGGCGGGAUUAAGGACACUGCACGACAUUGGGCCAGAAAUCCGGCGUGCUAUAUCAUGCGAUUUGCAAGAUGAUGAGCCUGAGGAAACAAAACGAGAAGAAGAAGAAGAUGUGUUCAAAAGAAAUGGUGCCCUGCUUGGAAACCAUGUCAAUCAUGUUAAUAGUGAUAGGAGAGAUUCCCUUCAGCAGACCAAUACCACCCACCGUCCCCUGCAUGUCCAAAGGCCUUCAGUUCCACCUGCAAGUGAUACUGAGAAACCGCUGUUUCCUCCAGCAGGAAAUUCGGUGUGUCAUAACCAUCAUAACCAUAAUUCCAUAGGAAAGCAAGUUCCCAGCUCAACAAAUGCCAAUCUCAAUAAUGCCAAUAUGUGCAAAGCUGCCCCAGGAAAGCGGCCCAGCAUUGGGAACCUUGAGCUUGUGUCUGAAAACGGGCAUCAUUCCUUCCACAAGCAUGGCCGUGAGCCUCACAGAAGGUGCAGUGUUAAAAGAACCCGCUAUUAUGAAACUUACAUUAGGUCUGACUCGGGAGAUGAGCAGUUCCCGACGAUUUGCCGGGAGGACCCGGAGAUACACGGCUACUUCAGGGACCCCCGCUGCCCAGGGGAGCAGGAGUAUUUCAGCAGUGAGGAGUGCUAUGAGAAUGAUAGCUCGCCCACCGGGAGCAGGCAAAGCUACGGCUGCGGCUACUAUAACCGAUACCCAGGCAGCAGUUUGGACUUCGAGCGGCCUCGAGGCUACCAUCACCCUCAAAGCUUCUCAGAGGACGAUGACUCGCCCGUUGGCUACGAUUCCCGGAGGUCUCCGAGGAGACGCCUACUACCUCCCACCCCUACAUCCCACCGCAGGUCCUCCUUCAACUUCGAGUGCCUGCGCCGGCAAAGCAGCCAGGAGGAGGUCCCGCCGUCCCCCGCCUUCCCGCCCCGCACGGCCCUGCCGCUGCACCUGAUGCAGCAACAGAUCAUGGCAGUCGCCGGCCUAGAUUCCAGUAAAGCCCAGAAGUACUCGCCAAGCCACUCUACCCGGUCGUGGGCCACCCCGCCGGCCACGCCAUCGUAUCGGGACUGGACGCCGUGCUAUACCCCGCUGAUCCAGGUCGAGCGGCCGGAGGCCCCAGACCAGGUCAACGGCAGCCUGCCGUCCCUGCACCGCAGCUCGUGGUACACGGACGAGCCCAGCGUCUCCUAUCGGACGUUCACACCAGCCAGCCUGACCGUCCCCAGCAGCUUCCACAACAAGAACAGCGACAAGCAGAGGAGCGCGGACAGCCUGGUGGAGGCAGUUCUGAUAUCCGAAGGCUUAGGACGGUAUGCGAGGGACCCAAAGUUCGUGUCGGCGACAAAACACGAAAUCGCCGAUGCCUGUGACUUAACCAUCGACGAGAUGGAGAGUGCAGCCAGCAACCUGCUGAACGGGAACGUGCAUCCCCGGGCCAACGGAGACGUGGGCCCCGUCUCACUCCGGCAAGACUACGAGCUCCAGGACUUCGGGCCUGGCUACAGCGACGAGGAGCCGGACCCCGGGAGGGACGAGGAGGACCUGGCAGAUGAAAUGAUUUGCAUCACCACCCUGUAGCCCCUCCCCGGGAGCCGCUGAUGGGCUCUGGCCUCAAGGUGGGGCGCCGGAGGGCCAGGGGGAAAAGUGCCUCGUAGUUAGGAAAAUUUAGGCACUAGCAUGGAGUCCCUGUUCGCAGUUAGAAUUUUGUAACAAGUGAUGUCAUGCCUCAAGGAAGCCAUAUUGCUGGCAGGGGACAGCCGUGCCCCAGCUGCGUGGGCAGGUCCAGCCCUCCUGGAGAGGACCAGCGAGGAGGGUCAGACGGGCCCUGCUGGCUUGUCUGCGGCGCUUGCCUGCCGCCCGCAGGCACGGGGUGGGAAAGGUUUAAGGUGAUGACGAUCACCAUACCUGUGUCAUUACCUCAGCCAUCGGUCUAGCAUAUCAGACAUUCACUGGGCCCAGCAUAUCCAUUUUUAAACCCUCCCCCCCCACCCCCCAAAAAAAAACAA
Molecule: messenger RNA, 7438 nt
Organism: Cervus elaphus (red deer)
Lineage: Eukaryota; Metazoa; Chordata; Mammalia; Artiodactyla; Cervidae
Gene: CACNA1D
Product: calcium voltage-gated channel subunit alpha1 D
Exons: 50
Coding region: 375-7010 (2211 amino acids)
Biological process (GO): calcium ion import across plasma membrane
Cellular component (GO): voltage-gated calcium channel complex; membrane
Molecular function (GO): high voltage-gated calcium channel activity
Source: RefSeq, a predicted model, not a curated record